CAGCACAUCAACAUGACAGAUCAGACGUUUGAAAACAUAAACACUGCUUUGGAUGCUGUUGAAAAUCCAAUGAUGAAUUAUAACUUUAAAUCCCCAUUACUUUCAUCGGUAGAUAUAUCUAUUCCGGUAUUUGAAAAACGUGUGGGAGAAACAUCUGCAUCGGCAAUGAUACCGACAGACGGGUUUGUUGCAUACCAAAUUAUAACCGUAACUAAAAGCAAGCCUAAAAAUUCGGGUUUUGAAUUGAAUGCUUACGACGAUGAUGAAGGUCAGUCUUGUACACUAGAAAAACAGUGGGUAGUAUGGAGACGUUACAGGAAUUUUGAACUGCUGAGAGGUCAUCUCGAGGCUACUUACCCAUAUAUUAUUAUCCCUCCUUUACCUGAAAAGAGUUUUUCAUAUGGGUGGCAGAAAGUGUCGAGUGAAAAGCUCAGUUCAGAUUUUCUUGAACGAAGAAGAGUUAGUUUGAUUCGGUUCCUUCAUCACGUGGCCGAACACCCUGUGCUUUCAAAUGAUAAGACUUUCCUAGCUUUUCUUCAGAAUGAAAACUGGAUGAAUACAACCAAAAAUAUGGAUGCUUUUGGAAAAGCCAGCCAGACCUUGCGCUCGCUCCACGCUAGUUAUCGGCUUAAAAUGCCAGACAGGUUUUUUGAAGAAACUAAAUGUUUUGCCGAUGGAAACCACUCAGUUAUUUCUAGUUUAUUGCACGUGAGGACCAAAAUUGCCGGAAGAGAGUUUGGGAUACAUAAACUGCAUGCAAACUAUGGACGCGUGUUUCGAGAAAUGAGCAGCUUUCAGAAUACAGCAAGUGAAGAAUUUCAGACUGUUGCUAGAUACAUGGACAUUUAUGCUGCAGGGAUAGACACAAUGCUAGAAGAGGAGGAAAAUAUCAUAGACAAAAUGAAAGAAUACAUGACUUACAUGGAGGCUGUCAGAAAUGUUUGCUGUCAACAAGAGUUAAUACAGUUCCAGUAUGAACAACUUGAAAGCUCUAUUCAUUCUAAAGAAUCUCAACGGAAGCAAAUAAGCACUGGAGAUCACACUUCUAGUAUUUUCCUACUAAUUGGAAGAUCAACGAUGAACCAGGACAACAAACUUCAAGCUUUAGACAGGGAUAUCCAACAGCUAGAAACCCAGAUGCAGUUACUAAUUGGGGAAAAUAAAUCUUUCAAACAGAAAGCUCAAGAAGACAUAAAAAGAUUUCAUCAACAAAAAGAACAUUUCUUACAAGAGGCAAUGUUUGGAUUGGCUGUUCAUCGAAUCCAAACAUAUCGUAAGAAUUUGGCUCUCUGGCUUAAACUUCAAGAAUGCUUCUCAAAAAUCCAGUGAAUGUCAUGAUUGACAGAUCAUUUAUAAAACAAUGUAAAGAGUUCAGAAAUAUCUUUUGAGUAGGUUGUUAAGUCGUAUUUUCUCAACCGUAAACUGGUCAAAAUGGAAAAUUGCUUUAUUUAGGUUAUCAUACAUGUAUUUUUUUUAUGCUUUUACGUUUUAAGUAAAUUGUCAAAUUAAAACUGAAGGGUAAAUCAUA
Limulus polyphemus (Atlantic horseshoe crab) is the source of this 1528-nucleotide messenger RNA. Its product is annotated as sorting nexin-4-like. Bases 13 to 1329 code for a protein of 438 amino acids. The record is from RefSeq and is a predicted model, not a curated record. Gene Ontology annotation, molecular function: phosphatidylinositol binding. The transcript has a single exon. Gene Ontology annotation, biological process: protein transport. NCBI's taxonomy places the organism in Eukaryota, Metazoa, Arthropoda, Merostomata, Xiphosura, Limulidae.